UCGCGGGGCCGCCAUGUGUGCGGGCAGGGCCGGGCUGCGGCGGCUCGGCCCGGCCGGGGGCAACGGGGGUACGGGCUGGGGCAGGGCACGGCGGUGGGCCAGCCAGACCCAUGGCACCCCCAGCAUGCCGAGGCGCAGCAGGAGGAGGAAGAGCAUCACCAUUGCCUAUGAACCUGGGCAGGGGGAUGGUGUUGAGCCCCAGAGACCACGCUGGGAGCCCAGGGACUGGCGGGAGCAGCUGGAGCGCAUCCGGGAGAUGAGGAGGAGCAGAGAUGCUCCUGUGGAUGAGAUGGGAGUGGACAAGUGCUAUGACACCAGUGCACCUCCAAAGGUCAUGCGCUACCAAGUGCUGCUGUCGCUGAUGUUGUCCAGCCAGACCAAGGACCAGGUGACGUCGGCCGCGAUGCUGCGCCUGCGCCAGCGCGGCCUCACCGUCGACAGCGUCCUGCAGAUGGACGACGCCACGCUGGGGCAGAUCAUCUACCCCGUGGGGUUCUGGAGGAACAAGGUGAAGUACAUAAAGCAGACGACAGCCAUCCUGAAGCAGAAAUAUGGGGGAGACAUCCCGAGCACUGUGGAGGAGCUGGUGCAGCUGCCAGGGGUUGGGCCCAAAAUGGCCCACUUGGCCAUGAACAUUGCCUGGGACAGUGUGUCUGGGAUAGCUGUGGACACCCACGUGCACAGGAUCACCAACAGGCUGAAGUGGGUGAAGAAGGAGACCAAGAAUCCCAAGGAGACUCGGGUGGCACUGGAGGACUGGCUGCCCAGGGAUCUCUGGAGGGAGAUCAACUGGCUCCUGGUGGGCUUUGGCCAGCAGACCUGCCUGCCUGUGAACCCUCGCUGCAGCCAGUGCCUCAACCAGGACAUUUGCCCAGCGGCCAAGAGGCGCUGAGGGAUCAUCCAGCCUUUGGAGAGCCACAAAGCUGCUUGGGCUGAGCAGCAGCUGAGCUGAGCCCUGGUAAAGCUGGGCCUUGCACGGGGCUGGCUGUGUGACUGCAGGGAACGGGAGCUGCUGGAGCCAGCUCAGCAUCUCGGGCGGGAGCAGCUGCUGGCGACGGCUCAGCUCUCGAGCAGAGAACGGGGCUUGGAGAGUGCAGCAGUCCUGCUGUGCCAGUGCUGGAGGCUCCAGCCUGUGUGAAUGCCUCAGCAGGGCCCAGCUGUGCCACACUGAGUCACUGCAGAGAGAAGCUUUGUCCUCAGGGCCUCGCUGCUGCUUGUAAAUACACAUUUAAUAAAGGUGGUGGGAGCUUUUUUUGCA
Molecule: messenger RNA, 1258 nt
Organism: Myiozetetes cayanensis
Lineage: Eukaryota; Metazoa; Chordata; Aves; Passeriformes; Tyrannidae
Gene: NTHL1
Product: nth like DNA glycosylase 1
Exons: 6
Coding region: 14-892 (292 amino acids)
Biological process (GO): base-excision repair; base-excision repair, AP site formation; nucleotide-excision repair
Cellular component (GO): nucleus
Molecular function (GO): DNA binding; oxidized pyrimidine nucleobase lesion DNA N-glycosylase activity; DNA-(apurinic or apyrimidinic site) endonuclease activity
Source: RefSeq, a predicted model, not a curated record